AUGUCAGCCCAUCUGCCGAACGACCGACUCCGAGCUUUGCCGUUUAUGGUCACGCAGUCAACGGCUUCGUCCGGAGUUGGCUUCAUAGGAAAAAUCGAGUUUAUUUCACAAGACAUCGCCGUGCACGUUACGUUUCGUGAUAUGUAUGCGCGUCGCGUUGGGCGAUGCGGCGAGUGGAGAUCGUUGAAAUAUUUGCCCGUACUACGGAACCGAGGUGGACAUCCAAUGGACACCGAACAAAGUAUCAUCUACAGAGUAUCCGAACAUGACUAUGAGACGUGUGCGCUAUCAUCGACAGCCCGUGAGCUGGGCCGAUGUAUAUCUCCAAACCGACGCGACAAAGUUAAAGUGUCGUUUCGGCUGCUUAGCCCGAACCCUUCUGCGCUGGACUAUCGACCUGGACAAACAUACUAUUUUAUAUCCACCUCGACUGGAUCGCAGUUUGGUCUCGACAACAAAUUCGGAGGUCUGUGCGCUAGUCCAUCGCUUGAAAAUGGUCAUACACGGCAUAUUCAUCGAGUUCACAAGAAACCAGCCACCACUAGCACCACAGAAGCUCCUCAAUGGCCUUCUGAUCCACUAUGGGGCGAAUUUUUCGAAAAGGUGGGACGCGGAGAGAAUCCCAUUUGGCCUACAGUAACCCGAGGCGAACGACUUUCAUUAGACGGUGAUAAUCGCCGACAUGAGUAUGAAGCAUUGGCAUUGGGCGACGAGCUGGACUUUCAAAUCCACGAGAUUGGAGACGUGGAAAGCCUAUUCUCGUCAUCACCACGUCCAUCGACUGCGUUAGUCCUGAUACUGAUAGCUGGCUUGAUCUUUAUUUGA
This is a messenger RNA of Ostertagia ostertagi, 825 nucleotides long. The record is from the annotation of a GenBank genome assembly. NCBI's taxonomy places the organism in Eukaryota, Metazoa, Nematoda, Chromadorea, Rhabditida, Trichostrongylidae.